AGAAGAGAGGUCUUCCUUUGCCGUUGGUUCACCCUCCAAUGGCCACUGUGGCCAGUGCGCUGCGCUGAUCUGAAGCCAGGAGCCAGGUGCUCCUCCUGGUCUCCCAUGCAGGUGCAGGGCCCAAGGACUUGGGCCAUCCUCCACUGCGUUCCCGGACCACAGCAGAGAGCUGGCCUGGAAGAGGAGCAACCGGGACAGAAUCCGGCGCCCUGACCGGGACUAGAACCCGGGAUGCCAACGCUGCAGGGAGAGGAUUGCCUAUUGAGCUGCGGUGCCAGCCAGAUCCAGCAGUUUCAAUGAAGUCCACAAAUGUGAUGUGAAAUUGUUAAGUGCUGUAAGCUGACAGCCACAGUACCUGUAGAGAAAUGACUCCUAGGACACUGAAUUUUGUUAGAAAAAAAUACACACCCUGCUAAUGUUCAGAUCUGAAAUGAAGAAUGAGGUAAUUUUGUUUUUCCUUUGUAGGAUCCUGUGCUCUACAUCCUGGAUCAUACAUAGAAUGUUAGACCAGGAUGGAGCCAUAGCAAUGAUGGCUAAGCCUCUCAUGGGGCUGAAGAAGACCAAGGCCGGGCUGGAGUCGUGAGUGAGGGGAAGGACAGGCUGCCAAGACAUGGGCCUGGAGCCUGUGGUGUCGAAGUUCUUCACGAAUGAGCCAUCUCAGAUCAGAGAGGACACAGCAGUGAGGGGCUGUGGACAGGGACGCAUGCUAGCAGAACCGUGAGUAAGGAGGGGCCCUCACUGCAGACCAAGAUCUUGGUUCACCAUGGGCACCUCUUGGUUUAGCACCUUCCUCUUCGCUGGGUUACUCACAUGUCUGCUGUGUACCUGGCACCGUGUUAGGCACUCCUGGGGCAUGCCCCCACCCACCCACCCCCCUGCCUCGGCUUGGGAUUGCACGGUACAGAACAUCCCUCUUUGUCCUGCCAUCAGCUGGUCCUUUCUGGGGCAGCUCCAGGCUCACUGUCAUUCUCUCCUGCUCAUCACCUAUCCUAAGUCCUGCUGCUUCCCUGCCAUGUUGCCCGUUCUUGCAGAAAACACUUCUCAGGGCUUGGGUCCUCAGCCACUUGCCGGGCUCAUGGCCGAGCUGGUCAGCAGUGCCACUGUUGGGAGACUGGCCUCUGCCCCCUCCCAGUCCAGCCCCCCGUUCUCCAGGUCUGUGCUUUCUCCUUUAAAUGAAAUGCUCAAUAAUUAUGACCACCUCCUGGCCUGCAAAACCCUGACCUUGUUUAGGCCCAAAUCUGUGCCAAGCUGGCUGCCAAGGCUCUGGAGCUCCAGGGCUAGGGCUGUUAUCCUGCCAUGCACCCGCCUGGCCUCUGCCUCCCUCUCCUGGCCGACUGCUGCACCCCUUGUAUAUCCUCCUUGUUCCUCAGCUGAUGAACUGGCUUCCUACUCUUCUGGGUGCUUUUGUUUUUUUUUUUUUUUUCCCCCAGAAAAGUGCUUGCACCAGCUCCCCAGACCACACUACCCUGGGACUGUGGAGGGAGGCUCCUCCUGUGUGCACUGGACCCACUCGUGUCACUGUCUCCUAGAUCCUUCCCCAAGCACAGUCUGCCAAGUUGCACUCAUCUUAAGUGGUUUUCUGAAAUCUACCUCCCUGCCCCCCACCUCCUUUGUGACAGAUUUCUCAAAGGGCCAGCUGCACUGCUGCCUUCAACUUCUCUCCAGACCCCGAGACUGCUGCACGCCCUCCUCCAGAUCAUGUGUUGGGUCCCCUUGCGCUUUUGGCUGCCUGCCACAUCCCUCCUUUCUGCUCAUGGGCUUUGGUUCUUCCUGACUUCUCAGCCUGUGAGUGCUGGUGAGGCCCUGAGCUCCAUCCAUGGGCCUCUUCGCCUCUGCCUGCAUUCAUUCUCUGGUCAGGCUCAUCCGGCUUCCGCUGAAUGAAUGAAGCAAGAUGGGGCUCCUGCUGUCUGAGAAUCCAUAGAUCUCAGAAAAGAAACACCCCCCGGGUCAUUUGCUAAUUGCAUGUUGAGCUGGCCAGCAUGGACAGCAGACACUCUGCAGGGGACAGGGUGUCUGUCCUGUGCAUGUCUUUUCUAGCCCAGGCAUUUUCCUAGCAAGAGUCUGAGUUUGUAAGAUCUUUGGGCAGGAGUGCGGUGAUCACCUUUGCAGGAUUUUCCGACCUGCUCAAAACUAUGAUUCGGUUUCUACGUUAACUCCCUGCAGCUCACACCCUUGGCUCAUCUGUCCUGAGAUGGGACUGCCUUUUCAAACAAGGCGAGCCUAAGGAGUAACCAUGUGACGACAAAGCAGGAAGGCAGCCCUGGUGAAACAGGGGGCGGUGCCAUGCUCAUGCCCAGGGCGAAGGUAAGUUGGCUCCCACUGUGGCUGCCCCGACGUGUGGGCCCCGGGCUCCCAUCCUCCCACGGUGGGAGGCGGUGGCACAGUGCUCUCACCUGCUUC
This is a messenger RNA of Oryctolagus cuniculus (rabbit), 2400 nucleotides long. The record is from RefSeq and is a predicted model, not a curated record. NCBI's taxonomy places the organism in Eukaryota, Metazoa, Chordata, Mammalia, Lagomorpha, Leporidae.